Molecule: messenger RNA, 720 nt
Organism: Trichoderma virens Gv29-8
Lineage: Eukaryota; Fungi; Ascomycota; Sordariomycetes; Hypocreales; Hypocreaceae
Exons: 2
Coding region: 1-720 (239 amino acids)
Source: RefSeq, a predicted model, not a curated record
AUGUCCAACCUUGAUAGCCAUAAUGGAUUGUAUAACCAGCUGAUACCCCAUCGACACCUGGUAUACCUUGAGGGCCUGGUAUACCUUGUGGACCUGGUAUUCCCUGAGGGCCAGGUAUUCCCUGAGGACCUGGUAUUCCCUGAGGGCCAGGUAUUCCCUGAGGACCUGGUGCACCUUGAGGGCCUGGUAUACCCUGCGGACCUCGUUGGCCCUGAGGACCUGGUAUACCUUGAGGACCUGGUAUACCUUGAGACCCUGGUAUACCUUGCGGACCUGGUAUUCCCUGCGGACCCGGUAUACCCUGAGGGCCAGGUAUUCCCUGCGGGCCUGGUAUACCUUGAGAGCCUGGUAUACCCUGAGGGCCUGGUAUACCUUGCGGACCCGAAGGGCCUGUUGUGCCUGCGGCUUCCUGACGAUCUGGUAUAUCUUGCGAACCCCAUGGGCCCUGCAGACUUGAAGGGUCUGUUGUGCCCGCGGCUCCCUGACGACCUGGUAUACCUUGCGGACCCCAUGGAGCCUGCGGACCCCAUAGACCCUGCGGACUUAAAGGGUCUAUGGUGCCUGCGACUUCCUGACGACCUGGUAUACCCUGACGACCUGGUAUACCCUGACGACCUGGUAUACCUUGACGAUCUGGUAUACCUUGACGAUCUGGUAUACCUUGACGAUCUGGUAUACCAUGCGGACUUGAAGGGCGUGUUGUGCCUGCGGCUCCUUUAG